CUGCUCUAUCCAUCCUUUCCCCGACCCCCCAACCUUCUACUGAGGUGGCACUCACACAUCCAAACCAUGGCCAGCAGACUGUCCCCUCUCUCUCCAACCCUGUGUCUCUCUCUCCUGCUCCCUGCACUGUUGCUCCUCCACCUGUCUGGCACAGUGAAAGGGGAUUGCUGGCUGAUAGAGGGGGAUAAAGGUUACGUUUGGCUUGCUAUCUGCAGUCAGAACCAACCUCCAUAUGAGACCAUCCCCCAGCACAUCAACAGCACGGUGCAUGACCUGAGGCUGAAUGAGAACAAACUUAAGGCCGUGCUCUUUACCUCCAUGUACCGCUUUACAAACCUUACUGACCUCAAUCUAACCAAGAAUGAAAUCAGCUACAUUGAAGAUGGCGCCUUUGCUGGACAGGCCAACCUACAGGUUCUUCAGCUGGGCUACAACAAACUAACCAACCUGACUGAGGGCAUGUUGAGAGGUCUGGGUCGAAUGCAGUGCCUCUUCUUGCAACACAACCUCAUUGAGGUCAUUGCCACCAAUGCCUUCUGGGAGUGUCCCAGCCUCAACAGCCUAGACUUAUCUUCCAACAAGUUGGCCCGUCUUGACCCAUCUACUUUAACGGUUCUCAGCAGGCUGACAGUAUGUGAACUAGGUGGAAACCCGUUCCACUGUGGCUGCGAGCUUUACAGUUUUCUCACUUGGCUGGAUGAGUUUAACAAUGUCACCCACACCUAUGACCGUCUCCAGUGUGAAACACCUCCAGAAAUGACUGGUUAUCCACUCUUGAGCCCCGGGUAUGGAAAUGGAAGAAAUGCUCGGAACAUACUUUUAUCAAUGUGUCGUGAUGGUGUGAUAAUUCCAGGGAUGACCUCUCAGAUGCCAGAUCAAGAUGGCUCAGGGAUGGGUUUGGACCAAGACCAAGGUGUGUACCAUCAGCCAACCACCUCAUCCACUGCUGACCCUAUCUAUAACCCUCAAAUUUCUAUGAGGGUUCAAACACUCGCCCCGUACACUGCUUCACUAAUAGUCAAGAUCCCACAACCCUACAGUAAGAUGUAUGUUCUCUCCCGGUAUAACAACACUUCUCUUGAAGAGGACAUAUCCCUCAAGUCAAACAAAGCUACGAUAACUUUGAAGGGGCUGAAACCACAGACCAAUUACACCUGUUGUGUGGCUUCUGUAAGGAAGUCUCAAAAGUACAACCACACCUGUAUGUCUUUUACCACACAAGCUAUUGGGCCACCGGACCACCGAACGAAUCCCUCCACAACAACCCACUACAUCAUGACCAUCCUGGGAUGUCUGUUUGGCAUGGUCAUUGUUCUUGGAUUUGUCUAUUACUGUCUGAGGCGCCGACGCAUCCAGGAAGAGAAGGAAAAAGCAAUUAGUGUGAAGAAAACAAUUUUGGAGAUGAGGUAUGGCCCAGAAGCAGCUGCAGCUGUAGUCAAUGACCCAAAUGCCAUGCAGCGUCUUCAGGAGCAGGCUCACCACCAGCAUCACCAUUCAGGGGGUGCAGGAGCCAAGCUGCCCCAAUCUGCCUCCUCUAGCACAGGCAUGCUUCACGGUUCAGCCAACACCAGUUCUUCCCGCCUCUCCACCUUGCCACAGGUGGAAAAAAUGGCCACUGCCUUCUCUGAGGCUAUGGGUGGUAAGGGUAACUACAUGGAUAUAAGGACAACAGGAAUGGCAGGAGAAGGCAGGGAGGCAGUGAUGGCAGCUGGAGGAGCAGGGCCAGGAGGGGAAGUAGUUGUGGAUAUGCGAGGUGGGGCUGAGAAUGGGACAGAGGCUGGGGAGGAUUCAGAUGAUGACGGUCGUGGCUCAGCAUCAGAGAUCUCCACCAUUGCCAAGGAGGUCGAUAAGGUGAACCAGAUCAUCAACAACUGCAUUGAUGCCCUGAAGCUGGAUGCCUCAGCUAAUGCUGUGACCACAGCUGACAAUGCCAGUUCUGUGUCCUCCCAGCCUCCUUGCAUAGCAUCGCUCCCGCGCAACCUUCUCCCCCUCUCUCCAGGUCACCCUGGAGAUCAGAUCAUGGCCUCCUCUCCAAAGCCUCACCCGCCUUCAAUGGCCCCAGUGCCCCUGGUCAUGCCCUUAUCUGAGCGGCCUGGUAUCAGUGGGGGUGGAUUUCUCUCCCCUCCUUACCGUGAUCCACCCCCAGCCAAUGCAGUGCGGCCCCUUCAGAGGCAACUGAGCGCGGACACUGCUGUGGUUAAGAACCGCUGUGGUCCCCCUUCUGCAGGCUCUGCUAAGAACACAAGAGUGUUUAGUGUGGACAUCCCUGAGCAGCGCAGUGAUCCUCCCAAGUACCCAGGAGAAAAGGGUAGCCCCGUGGGUUGUGUUGGAGCGGGAGGAAGUGGAGGAGGUGGUGGAAUAGGAGGCUGUAACGGAAAUGGAAUGGGAAAUAUUAAUGGUGGAGGCGUGAGCUUAAAUGGGGGAGGAAUGGGAUGUAAUAGCGGGAAUGGAGGUGGCGCUGUAAGCUCUGGACAGCAGCAACAGCAGCACUUGGAAGUUCAGCCAGACUAUCAUAGCUCUGAGCACCGCCACUCCUUUCCUGCACUCUACUAUGAGGGUGGCAACGAAUCGCCUUCACCAUCCCAAAAGGCUUCGUUUCUCAAGCCACUUGGGCGCACCAAGAGGGAUGCCACAUCCGCCUACUCCCAGCUCUCACCUUCUCGUCACCACAACUACAACUCUGGCUACUCUUCCAGUCCAGAGUACUCAUCUGAGAGCACACUGCGAAUCUGGGAGCGAUUCCGACCUUACAAGAAAAGCCCUAGAGAGGAAGCAUCCUAUAUAGCAGCAGGGCAUGCUCUGCGCAAGAAGGUGCAGUUUGCCAAGGACGAGGACCUUCAUGAUAUUUUGGACUACUGGAAAGGUGUUUCCGCCCAGCAGAAGCUGUGAGCUGAGGAGCAAAGCUUAUGUCCUAAGGGAGAUUGUGGAAUGAAUGCCAACAGCAGACUACUGAAGAGGAACAUAUUAAUGUAGCAAGACAGAUAAUGUUUCCUCAGAGGUGUCUAGCGACACAGGUCAUUCAGGCGCUUGAUCAAGAAUUAAAGAGGUAUUCUCCUGGUGAUUUUUAAAAAUUGAUUUUGUGAAAAUUCAUUGACAUUUUCAGAGGCUGUUUCCAAGGUUGUCCUCUGUCUUCACCUCAACACGAAUGGUUUUUAACAAGAAUCCUGCCUCACCAUGGGCACUUUGGUCCUUUCAGGCUUCACAGACCUGUUGACUAAUCACUAAUGAGCAAAGGCGAGGUGAUGACAAGCAAGCGUCUUCUACCUCACUGCUGGCAAACUGGAGCUCAGCUAUCUCCCCAGAAACAGCACCCACCAUGACUUAA
Molecule: messenger RNA, 3325 nt
Organism: Oreochromis aureus
Lineage: Eukaryota; Metazoa; Chordata; Actinopteri; Cichliformes; Cichlidae
Product: protein phosphatase 1 regulatory subunit 29-like
Exons: 5
Coding region: 67-2889 (940 amino acids)
Cellular component (GO): plasma membrane
Molecular function (GO): protein binding
Source: RefSeq, a predicted model, not a curated record